AUGGGAACUCACAUUUCCAAGGUCAAGUCUAUAACCUUGGACUCUUGGACACCAGAACAAAUAGAGUCCAUGAAACAAUGGGGUAACUUGAAGUCAAAUGCCAAGUGGAAUCCUUAUCCUGAAUUACAUCCUAUAUCAAUCAGUGCUUCUGAUGGUGAAAUUGAAAGAUACAUACGGAACAAAUAUGAACGGAUGGCUUUUAAAGACAGCAAGCCUCUACAAUCGAAAAAUUCUACUUCUUCAUCGAAACGCACCACCAAUAAUAAUACAAAAAGUGUUGAUCGAGGAAAUUUUGAUCUAGCGCUUCGUCAGCUCAAGGAUAUGGGCUUUGGCGAUAUGACUCGUAACCGCGAAGUUUUAGCUACUACAAAUGGUGAUCUCAGCUCAGCUAUUGAAAUUUUAUGUCGCUUAUCUGGUGGAAAAACGAAAUCCGCGUCACUCAAUUCCAACGCUUCUAGUAUUUCUAAUACUCUGCAUAAAUCGGACGACGAAAAACUGACUCAUUUGAAAAAUCUCGGGUUUCGCGAUGAUGCAAAGAACCGUGAGAUUCUUCGAAGGACAGGUGGGAAUGUAGAAGUGGCCGCCACUUUACUCGCAGAACAUCGACAUUCAGCGACGUUGGAAAACGUCUCUAAUUCGACCACCCAAAAUCCUCUUCAAUUACAAAAUCAAACACUCCUUGGUUCUUUCUCUCCACCACAAAACUCCGGUUCACAACAAUUACCCGGUCAAAAUCAAUCCUCGAACUUGACCGAUAUUUGGGGAGAGUUUUCUCAAGCGAAUAUACAAUUUCAACAGCAACAAAAAGCAAAACUUGACAAGAACGCAAUAAUGUCUCUUUAUAAUCAACCGCAACCAUCUGCAUACACUAGUAUGAAUCAGGCUUCUUCCACUGGAAUGAUGCAAAGUCAGCCGGGACAAUUUGGAAUUACAAGUACUGGGAUGAUGCAACAACGCUUAAAUCAACCACAACAAAGCCCAAAUGGACAGCUUGGCUUUCCUAAUCAGAAGAAUGACUUUGGUCUGAAUAAUGAUGGAACAUCUAACAACAUGAUUCCUUAUGGAAACAUUAAUCAAUUUAUGGGUUUCCCUAGUGUUGGUGCAUAUACUGGAGCUCCCGCGAAUAGUACUAAUUCUUUUGGAGCUGGGGAUUUAAAUAACGGAUAUAGUGGAUUGAACCCUUUAAGUAAUGGCACCAAUGGUUUGGCGACAAAUUAUGGCUAUGGUGGGAUACCAGCUCCAGCAACAAACAAUUCUCCUACUGUAAUGCAAAGUAAUAUUACUGCGAUGGGAACUUUUAGUCAACAAAGCUCAAUUCCUCCAGGUAAUGCGACAUCGGCAUUUGCAUUAAAUCCUGGCAACUCUAUGAAUCUGGGAGCUCCAAACUCUUCGUAUUCAUCAAUGACACCUAAUGGAGGAAUGAAUCAACAGCAACAACCAUUGACAUUAUAUGGUCUUCAACAUACUGGUGGUUACCCUAAUGGCCAACAAAAUCGUGGAUUUCAGCAAAAUUCACUUUUGUGA
Molecule: messenger RNA, 1524 nt
Organism: Acaulospora colombiana
Lineage: Eukaryota; Fungi; Glomeromycota; Glomeromycetes; Diversisporales; Acaulosporaceae
Source: the annotation of a GenBank genome assembly